Molecule: messenger RNA, 1989 nt
Organism: Bursaphelenchus okinawaensis
Lineage: Eukaryota; Metazoa; Nematoda; Chromadorea; Rhabditida; Aphelenchoididae
Source: the annotation of a GenBank genome assembly
AUGUGUGGUCUGGUACGUUCUUUGUAGCCGGUUUAAAAACAUUACAACGAUUUGAUUUAAUUUGAGCUGAUAUGUGCACUUUUAUUUGCAUCGCUCCAAAAUAAGUCUAAUGGGUUAUUUUAAGUGUUAUAGAUAAAUAAAAAAAAAGAAAUUAUUAUGUUUUAAAAACAGUUCCUAAUUAAAUAGCCAAAAGCUUUAACUGCAUAUAACGCAUAAUUUAUAUUUUCAGGGCCGAUUCACCUCGAUGCCCACAGUAGAAAACGUAUUUUCUACGGAGGAGUCAGAAACUGAGGAGCUGAUCCGACCGCAAGCACCUCCACCAUUCGUCGGAAACUUCAGUCAACAACAACCUCCAAGGAACGGUUUUGAAAACGUCCAAGUAAUCACGGCUUCUGGAGACGGGAAACUUGAUGACGGAUUCGGUACUAGUUUUAGCCAAGAAGACUAUGGCCAGCGAGACGAAAACAGGAGAUUUGGGAAAAGAAAUGACGGAGGAGACAGAAGAUGGAAUGGACAAAGUGGUUUCGGUCAACGCGAUGCAAACCGUGGACAAGGCUCUCGCUUCGGUCAAGAAUCUCGCUUCGGCCAAGAAAGCGGAAGGAAGUUUUCGUCGGGAAACUCGAACGAUGGCUCCGACAAUUUCAGAAGAUCAAAUGAACGCGGAGGAUACGGCGCCAGAAGAAAUGACAACUUCAGGAACGAGGGUUUUGGAUCUACCGAAGCAAAUACACGCUCUUCUGGAGGGUUCAGAUCCAGUAAAUUUGGGAGCGAUUCAUUUGGCCAAGAUUCGGAAGGUACUUCUGGCAAACGUGGUGCCUUCAACGUAAAGGACGUGGGCGGCGUCAGAGGCGGCCGUAGAGGAACCAGUUGGAACUAAACCAUCGUUAUUGUUUUAUUAAAUCUAUUUUAAUGUUGUCUAACUUGACCUCUAAACCCUUUUUAAAAACGGUUGUUUUUUUUCUUUUUAACACAUCUAAUGUGACCUAUAUUGUAAAACGGGGCUAAUAUUACCAUAGAUCUCUUCAUUAUGUUUGAUCUCAAUGUUAUUUUUUUAAUAAAGUAUUACUGGUAGUUUUGUUGUUUAUUUGAAAUUACUUAAUAUGACUUCAAAAAGUAAUAUCAAGGUUGAUGAGGGUAAACACUGUAUUUCAAUAGAAGUGUUGUUUUGAUGUUUUCAUAUAAUGUUUGAAGAUUAAAAUAAUAUAUGACUCGCAAACGAGUUGGAGUUGUCAUCAAGGCUCCACACCAUCUGUGUCGAUUAUAUCAGUCGUUGCGCAAGUUUCGCUACUAAAAAACUUGUUUUUAUGAAACUUGAGAGGAAACAGGCUGUUCGAAACUUGAUUAAUGUGGAGGGGGAUUGGGAGAUUAUGAAGAUACACAACCGAGUUAUCAAUGAGUAAAAUAAUCUUUGGGAGAAUGAUUGGAAAGACAUUAAAACAUUGUGGAAAGCUGAUAGACGUCACAGAUGUGAAGACAAUCUUCAUGUCAUCAAGUUAGUUAAAGUGACAACAAGUUGGGAAGAGAUCAUGGAUAAGGUUGGGAUGAUUUAGAGGUAUAAAUAGACAUGAUGCAAUCUACAUCUUCAGAACAUCUUGGUGUUUCCAAAGUAAGUCUUUUACUUAGUAACUCCUUUCCUAGGUUUCAAACGUUCGACUAAAAGCUGCAAAAUUAUUAAAGUGCUACUUUUUCGAGAACUUUCUAAAAGUUUUGUACAUGUUAUAGUUUUUAAUUAUUUUACAAACUCUUAUUGCCACUUUAACAUCGUACUGUAAUUUCAGAAUGAGAAUCUUCUUCGUCUUCGCCCUCUUCAUCGGAGCCGCUUCGGCCUUCUUGUUCCCAACUCCACCAGCUGCUGGAGGUGGCUGCUGCCCACCACCACCAAGCUGUGGAUGUGGUGCUCCACCACCACCCCCACCACCGCCUCCACCACCACCACCAAGCUGCGGAUGUGCCCCACCACCAUCCCCAUGCGGUUGCGGAGGCAAGUAA